Molecule: messenger RNA, 1659 nt
Organism: Pseudophryne corroboree (corroboree frog)
Lineage: Eukaryota; Metazoa; Chordata; Amphibia; Anura; Myobatrachidae
Gene: FH
Product: fumarate hydratase
Exons: 10
Coding region: 76-1587 (503 amino acids)
Biological process (GO): fumarate metabolic process; tricarboxylic acid cycle; malate metabolic process
Cellular component (GO): tricarboxylic acid cycle heteromeric enzyme complex; mitochondrion
Molecular function (GO): fumarate hydratase activity
Source: RefSeq, a predicted model, not a curated record
UGCCGCGCCUGAUGAGGGCGGGAUCUUUCUGCCACUGUCGGACGUCAGCUGAGCUGUGUGCCCGUGCAUUGCGCCAUGCAUCGCUCCUUUAGACCUCUGCAGCUGCUCAGGCAGCACGCCGCUGAUAUCAGGCAGCUGCCGGCAGCCGGGCGCAUACAGACGCUAGUCCUCAAUCAAGCCAGGAUGGCCAGCUCUGAUUCUUAUCGAAUUGAAUCUGACACCUUUGGUGAACUGAAGGUUCCUAAUGACAAGUAUUAUGGAGCUCAAACUGUUCGAUCAACAAUGAACUUCAGAAUUGGAGGAGUCACGGAAAGAAUGCCUAUACCGGUCAUUAGAGCAUUUGGAAUAUUAAAAAAGGCGGCUGCAGAAGUAAAUAAGAAUUAUGGACUUGAUCCUAAAAUCGCUGAUUUCAUUGUCAAAGCUGCUGAUGAGGUUUCGGAUGGUAAACUAGAUGAGCAUUUUCCUCUAGCUGUGUGGCAGACUGGCUCUGGAACACAGACCAACAUGAAUGUCAAUGAGGUUAUCAGUAACCGAGCCAUUGAGAUGAUGGGAGGAAAGCUGGGAAGCAAAGAUCCUGUACACCCUAACGACCAUGUUAAUAAAAGCCAGAGUUCAAAUGACACUUUCCCCACAGCAAUGCAUAUUGCUGCUGCAAAGGAAGUCCAUGAGGUUCUGUUACCUGGACUGAAAAAGCUCCACAAUGCUUUAGAAGUGAAAUCAAAAGAAUUUGCAAAUAUUAUUAAAAUUGGCCGUACCCAUACACAGGAUGCAGUGCCACUCACUCUGGGACAGGAGUUCAGUGCUUAUGUGCAACAGAUUAAAUAUGGAAUUAAUAGAAUUGAAUCUGCAUUACCGAGGGUCUAUGAACUAGCUGCUGGUGGCACAGCAGUUGGAACGGGGUUAAAUACUAGAAUUGGAUUUGCUGAAAAUGUUGCUGCCAAAGUAGCUGAACUCACAGGAUUACCAUUCAUCACGGCACCGAACAAAUUUGAAGCUCUUGCCGCUCAUGAUGCAUUGGUUGAAUUGAGUGGAGCCUUAAACACUGUUGCCUGUAGCUUAAUGAAGAUUGCCAAUGAUAUUCGCUUUCUUGGAUCAGGACCACGGUCAGGUCUGGGAGAGUUAAUUUUGCCAGAAAAUGAACCUGGAAGCAGUAUUAUGCCAGGAAAAGUUAAUCCUACACAGUGUGAGGCUGUUACUAUGGUAGCAGCUCAGGUCAUGGGUAAUCAUGUUGCAAUUACAAUAGGAGCAAGUAAUGGACAUUUUGAAUUAAAUGUUUUCAAACCUUUGAUUAUCAAAAAUAUUCUGAACUCAAUCAGGCUAAUAGGUGAUGCAUCGGUUUCUUUUACUGAUAAUUGUGUUGUUGGAAUUCAAGCAAAUACUGAAAGAAUCAAUAAAUUGAUGAGUGAAUCAUUAAUGCUUGUAACUGCUCUCAACCCUCACAUAGGAUAUGAUAAAGCAGCAAAGAUUGCCAAAAUAGCUCACAAGGAAGGUUCUACAUUAAAGGAGACUGCGAUUAAACUUGGAAUUCUUACAUCAGAGCAGUUUGACCAAUGGGUUAGGCCAGAAGACAUGCUGGGUCCAAAAUAAUCUGAACUGUACAUUUCAAACGCAAAAUACUUUGUCUGUCUAUGUAAAUAAAAAAAUAAAUGACCUCUGUAA